Spodoptera exigua (beet armyworm) is the source of this 1470-nucleotide messenger RNA. The record is from the annotation of a GenBank genome assembly. Lineage: Eukaryota; Metazoa; Arthropoda; Insecta; Lepidoptera; Noctuidae.
AUCAUUUUCUUACGUUGGCCACCCAAACCGCCGCCAUUUGUCAUUUUUUUGGCAUGCGCGUACGGGGAUGCUACGAAAAUCGUGCUCUUGAGUGUUUUCUUACAAUACCGAGUUUUAAACUUUGUUUGUGAAUCGUGAAAAUCCGUGUUUCUCUGUGAAAUACCAGUGCUAUAAUAUAUUAAGUGUGUUUUUGUGUUAAAAACAUUCAUCAUGAAUAAAACUUGCGCAAGGUGUGAGAAAACAGUUUAUCCCACUGAGGAAUUGAAAUGUUUGGACAAGGUAUGGCACAAAGGCUGCUUCAAAUGUCAAGAAUGCGGGAUGACUCUCAACAUGAGGACCUACAAAGGAUAUGGAAAGCUACCAUACUGCGAAGCACAUGUACCAAAAGCGAAGCACACGACAAUGGCGGAAACGCCGGAGUUGAAGCGAAUAGCCGAGAACACGAAGAUACAGAGCAACGUCAAGUAUCACGCCGACUUCGAGAAGAGCAAGGGGAAAUUCACACAGGUUGCCGAUGACCCAGAAACAUUGCGAAUUAAAGCGAAUACAAAAAUCAUUAGUAACGUCGCGUACCAUGGCGAGUUAGAAAAGAAGGCUCAAAUGGAGAAACAGAGACAGAUUAAUGAGAACGGUGAGAUUGUCGACGUACCACCGGACAACUAUCAUCAACAAAUCGACAACUACGCAACGGAAAUGCUGCCUCCAAACUCACCCCCACCUAAUUUACCCCCUAAAAACCACUAUCAGACCCCGUCAACCCAAUAUCAAGCCCCUGUCCAACCCACCCAGCCCCAGCUGAAGCAAAACAGGCAAUAUCAAGAGCAAUAUCAGGAGUAUCAAGGUCAAUACUAUCCCCAAUAUCAAGACUAUCAGUAUCAGCAAUAUCAAAACUAUCCCCCGCCUCAGCAGCAGCAGAGUCAGCAGCAGAAAAUUGGAAGGAUUCAGGACUAUGAUCCAAUCAGCGACGGGCCUAGGGCUCCACCAAAUACACAGAGGGCGUCCGCUACGCUUAUCUAUAACAGCACUAAUGAUGGAAAACGAGGAGCUCACCAGCAAUCAGGGCAUCAGCAGCAACAGACGCGUCAAAUCGGUCGCGUGACGGACCUCGAUCCACUCGCCAAUGAAAUGCCACGUCCCCCACCCACUAAUCACCAUAAUCAGCGAGUGUACGUAGCUAUGUACGACUACGAGGCAAGCGACAGCGAUGAGGUAUCAUUCCGCGAAGGUGAUUUAAUCUCGAACGUAACGUCAAUCGACUCCGGCUGGAUGACCGGACAGGUUCUACGCACGGGCCGGACCGGCAUGCUCCCAGCUAACUACGUAGAACUAACGACCCCCAACGCUGGACCCCACUACGACAACUGAUGUCAUGACUAUAGACCCCAAAUGACAAUCGAAUGAUUAUUUUGUUGUAUGUGGUUGAUAGUGAUUGAGUUUUAUAGGUAUACUAACCUUUAAGAAAUUUUAUGA